UAAUAUUAAAUUCAGGCCAAAAUAAUUCCUAAAUAUAAAUAGAAAAAAUUUUGAAAACGAAAAAGAAAGGACAGGCGUGAAGGAUGCCAAAGCAAGCAGGCAAGCAGAUGAGGGCCAACUUCUAAAUGGAUGUUGAUUUCGACAAUUGCAAUGACCUCUGAGGCUCUGAAUCUGUAUUUUCAUGGCGAGCAGUUGAUUGUUGGUGAUUAAUUGUGUUAAAUAUUCAAAUUGAAAAGAUGUCAUUCAAAAAGAGGGAAGGUACAAUAGAGAAAGCUUUGACACAGGAAGAGCAGCUGCUCAAGAUUUAUGAAGUCAGACAUAUGAUAGGUCCUAUUGCUGAUAAGCUACCAGCCAUUUGUUCAGAAGAAUCAAUAGCAAGGUACCUAAGAGCACGGAACUGGAAUACAAAGAAGGCAGGUAAGAUGUUGAAAGAAACAAUAAAAUGGAGGAUGGAGUACAAGCCAGAGAAGAUCCGAUGGGAAAACAUUGCUCCUGAGGGAGAGACAGGAAAAAUUUACAGAGCCAAUUACUUUGACAAGUGUGGAAGGACCAUUCUUAUCAUGAGGCCUGGUUUUCAGAACACAAGUGCAGUAAAUGGGCAGAUCAUGUAUUUAGUAUAUUGCAUGGAGAAUGCAAUACUGAAUUUGAAUUCAGAUCAAGAACAGAUGGUUUGGCUAAUUGAUUUUCAACGGUGGAGCUCAUCAAGCAUAUCAUUGAAGGUGACUAGGGAAACAGCUAAGGUCCUGCAGAAUCAUUACCCUGAGAGAUUGGGCCUUGGUAUCCUCUAUAAUCCACCAAAAAUAUUCGAGUCCUUUUGGACGAUGGUAAAACCAUUUCUUGAGCCCAAAACAUACAAGAAGAUGAAGUUUGUGUACUCUGACAACCCACAGAGCCAGAAGAUAAUGGAGGAUCUUUUCCAUAUGGAUAAGUUGGAAUCUGCAUUUGGUGGAAAAAAUUCAUGUGGUUUUGACUAUCAAGCUUUUGCACAAAGAAUGAGGGAAGAUGACAAGAAGAUGUCUAGUUUUAUUGACUCCGGUUGUUCGCCUUCAGUUAUAUCUGAGUUGCAGCAGUCAGAUGCACUGGCUUCUGACCAUUGUUCUGAGGUCUCUGAUGAAGGUGGCUGCUCAUCAUGUGAUGAAGCAGCUUCUUCGAACUUGGACGUUGUGGAUGAGAAGAUACAAGGCCAAACACUCGACAGCAAAGAUGUUGCAAAUGGCAACACAACAUUACCUAAAGAAAUGCAAAUGAGUGAGCCUGCAUGAGCACUAGAUUUUAGGAUCUGGUUUAUGAUAUUGGUCUCGCAAAUUCUUAGCUUACAUGAUUUCACCUUAAUGCAAUGAAGCGUUAGCAGAAAUUUUCGGCUUCUUUUA
Molecule: messenger RNA, 1370 nt
Organism: Prunus mume (Japanese apricot)
Lineage: Eukaryota; Viridiplantae; Streptophyta; Magnoliopsida; Rosales; Rosaceae
Molecular function (GO): phosphatidylinositol transfer activity
Source: RefSeq, a predicted model, not a curated record